This is a messenger RNA of Medioppia subpectinata, 1192 nucleotides long. The record is from the annotation of a GenBank genome assembly. Lineage: Eukaryota; Metazoa; Arthropoda; Arachnida; Sarcoptiformes; Oppiidae.
AUGUUUGCACAAUUUGUUGACACGAGAAGAGUGUUUAUUAUCAAUCGAUGUCUUCGGACGGGAGUUAACGGUAGAGAUUGGAGGCCAACACCCGAUGGCAAAGACGAAGAGGUGCUGACCAUUGAAAGGUCGCCGCCGGUCCUCAACAAGCAAUCGGUCAAUAGUAACAACGUUUUGGAUAUAAUGGCCAUCACUGGCCGCGAAGUGGACGACAGGCAUAUCGAUGCGUUGAGCGAAGACAUUGAUCCGGAAGUGUUGGACGAGUUGUCGCCGGCUUUGGUUCACAGUUUCAAUUUGGCCGCAUUUGCCGAGAAGUCAGCGACACUUCAAACGCUCGUUAAACUGGGCGUCAAUUUGUCGCUAAUUGAGCGCAAAAGUCCACAAACGGCUCAAAAUGUGUUAAAACUGGACUUUGAGUCCGAUAUAAAGCCUUACGUGCAAUGGUUGGUGGACUCGGGUGUCCCGCCCUCGCAAUUGGGUCUAUUGCUGACCAAAAACCCCCGUCUAUUGAGUCAACACAUCGAUGACCUGAAUGUGAGACUCAAUUAUUUGCGAUCCAAGCGAUUCACUCAACACAUGAUCGCAGAGAUUAUUAUAAAAGCGCCCAAAUUGUUGAAUAUUAGCACAAAAGGCAUUGACCACAACCUCGGCUUCAUUCAGAAGGAGUUCCACUUAACCGCCGAUGAACUCAGAAAUGUAGUCAUGAGUGACGCGAGAAUCGCUUUAUUACAUAACAUGUCUUAUCGGAAGUUGACGUUUGCCUUCAAAGAAGAGUUUGGUUUUAAUUCACACGAAAUUAAACACAUGUUAAUGAGAUUUGCGUCACUUUUCUACUCUAUUGCCAUCAAUGAGAGAAGGCAUCGAAAGUGUGUCCAAAUAUUUGAUUUAAUACACAAUGAAAUGAAAAUACCGCACGAAUUGAUCUAUAAAUUCCCGCAAAUAUUGGACCGGCAUUACGGCAUAAUAGAGGAGCGGCACCUAUACCUCAAUACGUUAGGUCGGGCCCAAUACGAGUCUAAAUUACCACUUUAUGUGCCGUUAAGUGCUUUCUGUGAAUUGGAUGACAUCCAGUUCUGCGACAAAAUCGCAAAAACUAAUGUUCACGACUUCAAUGCUUUUUGUAAAACACUGUAACCAUUCAAUUGUUAAAGCAAUUAAAGCUAAAUCCAAAUGUCAAUCAAUCAAAACCAAA